Molecule: messenger RNA, 2661 nt
Organism: Octodon degus (degu)
Lineage: Eukaryota; Metazoa; Chordata; Mammalia; Rodentia; Octodontidae
Gene: Abcg2
Product: ATP binding cassette subfamily G member 2 (Junior blood group)
Exons: 14
Coding region: 619-2310 (563 amino acids)
Cellular component (GO): plasma membrane
Molecular function (GO): ATP binding; ATP hydrolysis activity; ABC-type transporter activity
Source: RefSeq, a predicted model, not a curated record
GACAGGAAAUUUAUACAGAGCAAAACCCUCGCUAUAAUUGGUUUUGAACCUUCCGUUACCAAAAUAAAGUCGCCGUUAGUGGUGGAGAUUCUGUCAUCGGGAUUCUGUUGCACAAAGAGCAAGAUAUAAAAAGAGCUCACUGAUGUGAAUUUCUUUUUCUUUUAUUUCUUCUUCUUCUUCUUCUUCUUCUUCUUUUUUAAAUCUCUGAUAGGAGCACCAGGAAAGGAUCUUAAGGUGAUUGCCGGCGAUAAGCCAUCUCCUGUUGGAAUACUAGGGGUUGAGAAAGAAACGUAGUGAUAACCAGCUUAUGGUGGAGAGAAAAGGAACUCAAGUAGCUAGGAGAACGAACUCUUAACUUCAGCCUGGCUAUUUCCUCACGGCUAGUUUGUUUCAAAAGCCCCAGUUUUCUGGUGGCUGUAGGAUCUGUGUUAAGGUCAACAAGAGUCCUGAAGCUUUCGCCUGCCCUGUAAAGUGGCAGGAAGGGAAGCUACAUAGGUUUGGAUAGCAGGCCUGGAUUCUAGCUGAAAGUCUCUCUUGGAAAACCUCCCAAACUGGAAAUCUGGAUAUUGCCACUGCCUUUGAGGUUUGGGCUGCUUUGUUCCUAACAGCACAUCAUAAAUGAGAACACCAGAAGCUUUCCAGAUGUCUUCCAGUAAUGACCAGUUUUGUAUUCCAUUAUCACAAAGAAACACCAAUGGUCUCCCCGGGAUGACCUCCAGUGACCUGAAGGCAUCUGCUGAAGGGGCUGUGUUAAGUUUUCAUAACAUCACCUAUCGAGUGAAAAUGAAGAGUGGCUUUCUUUCUCAGAAAACAGUUGAGAAAGAAAUAUUAUCCAGUGUCAAUGGGAUCAUGAAACCCGGCCUCAAUGCCAUUCUUGGGCCCACUGGUUCCGGCAAAUCUUCAUUGUUAGAUAUCUUAGCUGCACGGAAAGAUCCACACGGAUUAUCUGGAGACGUUUUGGUAAAUGGAGCACCUCAGCCCGCCAAUUUCAAAUGUAAUUCAGGUUAUGUGGUACAAGAUGAUGUCGUGAUGGGCACGCUAACAGUGAGAGAAAAUUUACAGUUCUCAGCAGCUCUUCGGCUUCCAACAACCAUGAAGAAUCAUGAAAAAAAUGAAAGGAUUAAUGUGGUCAUUAAAGAGUUAGGUCUGGAUAAAGUGGCAGAUUCCAAGGUUGGAACUCAGUUUAUUCGUGGUGUGUCUGGAGGUGAAAGAAAAAGGACCAGCAUAGGAAUGGAGUUGAUUACAGAUCCUGCUAUCUUGUUCCUAGACGAGCCUACAACUGGAUUAGACUCAAGCACAGCAAAUGCUGUCCUUUUGCUCUUGAAAAGGAUGUCUAGGCAGGGACGAACAAUCAUCUUCUCCAUUCAUCAGCCUCGGUAUUCCAUCUUCAAGCUGUUUGAUAGCCUGACCUUGUUGGCUGCAGGAAAACUAAUGUUCCAUGGCCCUGCACAGGGAUCUUUGGACUACUUUGCCUCAGCAGAACAUUUAUGUCUAGUUGAAACUCUUAGUUUUGUUUUUCUCUUUGAACAGAUCAUUGUUACCGUCAUUCUGGCACUGGUUAUAGGUGCCCUUUACUACAAGCUAGAAUACAACAAUGCUGGAAUCCAGAAUAGAGCUGGCGUGCUGUUCUUCCUGACAACCAACCAGUGUUUCAGCAGUGUGUCUGCCGUGGAGCUGUUUGUAGUGGAGAAGAAGCUCUUCACGCACGAGUAUAUCAGUGGAUAUUACAGAGUGGCAUCUUAUUUCUUUGCAAAAUUAUUUUCUGAUAUGCUCCCAAUGAGGUUACUGCCAAGUGUUAUAUUUACUUGUAUUGUGUACUUCAUGUUAGGAUUGAAACCAACGGCAGCGGCUUUCUUCACAAUGAUGUUUACCCUGAUGCUGGUGGCUUACACAGCCAGUUCCAUGGCACUGGCCAUAGCAGCAGGUCAGAGUGUGGUCUCUGUAGCGACACUUCUCAUGACCAUAACUUUUGUGUUUAUGAUGCUCUUUUCAGGUCUGUUGGUAAAUCUCAAAACCAUUGGUCCUUGGCUCUCCUGGCUUCAGUACUUCAGCAUUCCUCGAUAUGGCUUUACAGCUUUGCAGCAUAAUGAAUUUUUGGGGCAAAACUUCUGUCCAGGACUCAAUACAACACAAAAUGACGACUGUGACAACAGUUAUACAAUAUGUACUGGAGAACAAUAUUUGACAAAUCAGGGCAUCGAGCUCUCCUCUUGGGGCUUGUGGCAGAAUCAUGUGGCUUUGGCUUGUAUGAUGAUCAUCUUCCUCACAAUUGCCUACCUAAAAUUGUUAUUUCUCAAAAAACAUUCAUAAGGUCUUUAAUUUGUUUGAAUUACCCUCACAUUAAAAAGAAAACUUGAAUUAUUUUUUGUCUUCUGUUCCUCUGUUGUCACACUGUUCAACAGUAAUAUCUUUUAGUAGAAACACUCAUAAAAUCAAGAGAAACACAUAUAUGUGAAAGAACCAAAGUCAGAUGCUAAUACAGGUCCAUAUUGCAUACCAGUUCAUCUCAUCAGAUUGUAACCACAGGGAAGGAGUUGACAAUAAGUCCUCAAUUUAUGAAUGAGUUCAGUGCUGGGAGAAAGUUGGUAAGUUGGAUUCAUUCAUAAAUCUGGCAAGAUGAGUCUUGUAAACCUUUGUCACAAAAAUACAAUGUAAAGUUUU